CAAGCGUUAUCUAAAUUGGGUGUUGAUAUAGUUAAAGAGUCACAUUCACACAUAGUCGUCACAUGCUAAGCGGACAAACGAGCGCAGAGAUUCUCGGUCGCAGUAAGAUUCUCGAGCUCCACUGCGCACAUUCCGGCGACAAAACAUACUUACAAGCAACAAAAAGAUUUGCAGAAAUUGGACGUUUGCAAUCAGCUGCGCGUGAGAAUGGUGACAUCCUUCGACGAUCUUGUUACGGCUCUGGAUUGCGCGGACGUUGUCGCCAGAUCUCAUCCGCAGUUCGGUGCAGGUAAAGUGUUGCAGUUUUCUUUGAAGCAAAUCCCUGGUCAGCUGGGCUUUCUGGGCGAAUACGCUCGUUUGGCAGUGACUUUCGAAGAUGUAAACGGACAGCAACAUGAUCUACGGUAUUUUGUCAAAUGUCUUCCGUUCAGCGAUCCAAAGCAGCGAAAAAUUAUACAAGACUUUGGAAUUUUCGCCAAGGAAGCUACCGGGUAUCGAGAGCUAUUUUCAAGGUUCAACCAGGACCCGCAAAAAGUAACCAAGUGGCGUCCCGAUUGUUGGUUGAUGCGCGAUGAUUUGAUCAUCAUGGAAGAUCUCCAAAUAGCGGGUUUUCUUUCGAUGCCCUACGGUCAGGAAUUCGGCAAGCAACAUAUGAUGCUAAUCUUCGAUCGAAUGGCACAGAUGCACGCAUGCUCACUAGACUUGGAGUACAAUCAGCUGAAGGGAGAGAAACUAGAGCCAAAGUUUGCAGCGGCGCUCGCGGAAAACACAUUCAUGCGCGAAAGUGUUUGGUUUGGUGUUGGACUGAAGGGAAUAUUGACUGUGGCAGUAGAAGCGUCAAAAUAUUCACAAAAUGACGUUUACAGGAAAAUCAUGCAGACGGAAAUGGUAUCAAAGAUGGAUCGAAUUUAUAACUUGGUUCAACCGGCGGAUAGCUACCAAUCUGUUAUCAUACACAGAGACCUUUGGUUUAACAAUAUGAUGUUUCGAUUCGCUCAAAGUUCCUCGCAAGACACCGUAGACUACACCAAACCACUAGAUUGUGUGCUUAUAGACUUUCAGGUAUCGCGAUACCUCCCACCUGCGAUAGAUUUCCUAUGCACGUUACAUCUCCUCACUAUGAAACACCAUCGAGAUGAACUUUUCCACACCUACGUUGAGCACUACUAUCAAAGUUUAACGGAAAAACUCAAAAACCUCAAUCUUAGCAUAGUCAAAAUACUACCAAAGGAACAGUUCCUGGAAACGCUUGACCACUACCGGUUGGUUGGAUUGCUUUGGUCCGGAGUACUACUGGCGUACGUGAAUUUACCGGAUGGUUACAUUGCAGAUCUGCAUCAGCGAGAUCCGGUGGCGUACCACGAGUUUGGACUGAUUAGCAGGGACAAGGUGAUCUUGGAGAACAUCCGAAAGGAAGGGUACUUUCGAACACGGCUGCUGGAUGCCGUCGAUGAGACUGUUGAAUAUUUGUUCGGAUUUGAAUAAAUUCAAUAAAGUUCAUAUUGUUGAGAAAUGACA
Molecule: messenger RNA, 1518 nt
Organism: Uranotaenia lowii
Lineage: Eukaryota; Metazoa; Arthropoda; Insecta; Diptera; Culicidae
Exons: 3
Coding region: 208-1485 (425 amino acids)
Source: RefSeq, a predicted model, not a curated record